This is a messenger RNA of Phytophthora sojae, 561 nucleotides long. RefSeq lists its product as hypothetical. Lineage: Eukaryota; Oomycota; Peronosporomycetes; Peronosporales; Peronosporaceae. The annotation marks the transcript as partial. The record is from RefSeq and is a predicted model, not a curated record. The transcript is spliced from 2 exons.
GAAGUCACGGGGCAAGGCGUAGUAGCGGCCGGGGCCGUGGUGUCCGGAAGCGAAGUUACCGGGCACGGCGUAGUGGCUGCCGGAGCGUCCGUGUCCGGCAGCGAAGUCACGGGGCAAGGCGUAGUAGCGGCCGGGGCCGUGGUGUCCGGAAGCGAAGUUACCGGGCACGGCGUAGUGGCUGCCGGAGCGUUCGUGUCGGGCAACGAUGUCACGGGGCAAGGCGUCGUCGAUGCCGGAGUCGAGGUCACCGGAGCGUCCGUGUCCGGCAGCGAAGUCACGGGGCAAGGCGUAGUUUCGUUCGUGUCCGGCAAACUCGUCACGGGGCAGGGCGUCGAGCUGCUGCCACUGCAGCCCACGGAGGGGAAGACGCAGCCCCACGUGUCUCCGUUCACGAUGGUGCACUCGGCGUUCUCCUUGGCUGUGCACUGCGAUCCGUCGAACGACGGCAGGUACGAGUGGCAGUCGGCCGUGGCCACAUCUCCGACCAAGGGGCAAGCCGUGCCGACGGGGGCGCUCCCGGACCCCGAGCAAAUGGCGCCACGGGAGGCCACGAUCGUGUAG